Molecule: messenger RNA, 715 nt
Organism: Linum tenue
Lineage: Eukaryota; Viridiplantae; Streptophyta; Magnoliopsida; Malpighiales; Linaceae
Source: the annotation of a GenBank genome assembly
UCUCUCUCUUCUCGUUUCCUCCAGAGUAAACCGAAAACCAAAAAAAACGAAGAACAAUCGCCCUCUCACUCUCCCGAUUCUCUACUUUGUUCUCUGUGCUCUCGGCUAGCUAAGGAGUCCGCUCGUUUCGUACUAAAUCAACCGAGAGGGUUUCGAUCCAGGCUUGUUUUCGGACGAGGGAAAAGAAGCAGUGAGGAGAUCGCCAGACCGAGGUACGAUUUAACCGUAGGCUCGGAUCUGGUUUCGUUUUUGGUUUAUCGGUUGUAUUUUUGGAUUUCUGGGUUCUAAUAUGUUUUUUUUUGGUUGGGCGGAGGAGAAGAAGGGAAUCUUUGGCGGCUAAGAUCCCUACCGACAAAAUUUCGCCGGCGAUGAGUUGACAACGGCGGCGGCAGGUUUUGAAAUUGACAGGACUGGGUUGCUUUUGCUGACUGGGCCUUCAAGUGGUGGACCAAGCUUGAUUCUUCAUUUGUAGAUAGAAAAUGUUUAUUUUCUUUCAAUUUGUAUUUGAGGAUUGUAAAUUUAAAUUCUGUUUGAAAAUUGUGACGAUGGUCCCAUUUGUCAUUGAUAUUCUUCUGAUAUUAUCAGACAUUUAAGAAAUCCUCUUUAAGAAAUCCUCUAGCACGAUUCCCAAACCAUGAAUAUACCAUCUCUCCUCGAUUCGGUCCCAUGAACCAAGUAUACUGUGUUACAUUUCUCGGUUGUAAGUGUAGGUUGA